AUGGUCUCCAUGUCUCCAUCUUCUGACCCCGAACGCCAUCCCUUGAAGAAUGGGUCUCCGGCAAAAGUUCAUUAUAUAUCGAUUCCAGUUCAUCGAGGGCCGGUCGAGGGCCCGGCAGGAGAGGGUGCAGGGUCCACGGGGGCAAGAAGGCAGUCUAUUUUAGAUCAUCCUAUUGGAUCUUUUCGUGGCGUUAACUCGUUGGGAAGGUUUGCGACAUCUUUUCAGCGUGCCAACUCCUUCAGAGCUAUCGAGCUAAAUCGCGAUAAGGAGCGGUCUUAUUUGACUGAUGAUCAGGAUGCUCUGUAUGACCCUAAUACUUUGGGACCUUCGGCAAAUGGUCGCAAGCUUUCCGUAGCAUUAAAUGCUCCCGGGUCCAUCACUGUUCGCCCCUCUGCCUUGGACUUGUAUGGAUCCUCCGGGUCUGCACGUCAUGAUAGCCACCCCUUUGACGAUGACAUUGAGGACAGCUCAGCAGUUAGAAGUGUGUUUUCUGGGGACCAGAACAUACCGCUGAGACCUCAGAUCUCUUUCCAGGAUUUCAAUAGUGCCACGCGCGCUGAUUCUAUCAUUUUGAAGCAGGUCGAAACCAAAGAUGGCAAGACAGUGACGGUUCUCGCUGGUCAAUCCACAGCACCACAAACAAUUUUUAAUUCCGUUAAUGUGCUGAUCGGUAUUGGGCUUUUUGCUUUACCUUUAGGUUUAAAAUACUCGGGUUGGGCCCUCGGUGUGCCACUACUCCUAACUUUUGCAGCUGGAACUUUUGGCAGUGCCGAAUUAUUAUCUCGCUGCCUAGAUACAGAUCAGACGAUGAUAUCCUAUGGAGAUUUGGGGUAUGCAGCGUUUGGAUCUAAAGGACGUGCGUUAAUUUCCUUUUUGUUCUCUCUUGACCUUAUGGGUUCUGGGGUAGCUCUGGUAAUUUUGUUUGGUGACUCCUUGAACGCCCUGUUUCCUCAAAGAUCAACUACAUUCUUCAAGAUUCUGGGAUUUUUCGUCUUGACACCGCAAUCGCUGAUACCUCUAAAUGUUCUCUCAAAUAUUUCGCUCAUGGGUAUUAUAAGCACCAUAAGCACUGUAUUCUGCGUCCUUUUCUGCGGUUUAUACAAGACUUCUAGCCCUGGCUCAUUAAUCCAGCCUGAACCAACGCAAAUGUGGCCUUCAUCCUGCCACGAGUUUUUUCUUUCCAUUGGGCUUUUAAGCGCCUGCUGGGGUGGGCAUGCCAUUUUCCCCAAUCUUAAGAGUGACAUGAGACAUCCCGACAAAUUCAAAGAUUGUUUGAAAACGACCUAUUUGGUCACGGCUUUAACUGACCUGGGAAUUGCCAUUAUUGGAUUCCUCAUGUUCGGAAUGAGCGUCGCGGACGAAGUUACUAAAAGUUUGAUGCUAACAGAAGGUUAUCCGGCAAUCAUUUAUAUCCUGAUGUCCGUAUUGAUGGCUGUUAUUCCUAUAGCCAAAACCCCACUGAAUGCCAGACCUAUUGCGUCAGUUCUGGACUCUCUUAUUGGCAUUGAUUCAAUUCCUGGAAAGGAAAAUUUCUGGGUCAGGUUUUUGCAGGCCGGAAAUAAGAUAAUUGUGAACGCGGCAUUUGUGCUGAUUGCAAUCAAGUUCCCAGCAUUUGACAAAUUCAUUGCCUUCUUGGGUGCAGGACUUUGUUUCAUGAUAUGCUUAAUAUUGCCCUGUCUUUUCUAUAUGAGAUUGUGCUCGGCCACUAUAAAGUCAUGGGAAAAGGUAUUGUGCAUUGCGACAAUCAUACUGAGCGCAAUGAUGUCCGUUUUGGGUAUUGGGGCUACGUUUUUCUAG
This is a messenger RNA of Lachancea mirantina, 1797 nucleotides long. The record is from the annotation of a GenBank genome assembly. Lineage: Eukaryota; Fungi; Ascomycota; Saccharomycetes; Saccharomycetales; Saccharomycetaceae.